AUGCAGGGAGUGCCUGGCCUGUUGGAGGGGCAGAAGGUGAAAGAGAAGCCUGCUCCUGCCAAGGCGGACGCCAAGCCCCGGAAGGCGGCGGGCAAGGAUAAAUCAUCAGACAAAAAAGUUCAAAAAGGGAAAAGGGGAGCAAAGGGAAAACAGGCUGAAGUGGCUAACCAAGAAACUAAAGAAGAUUUACCUGCAGAAAAUGGAGAAACAAAAAACGAGGAGAGUCCAGCCUCUGAUGAAGCAGAAGAGAAAGAAGCCAAGUCUGAUUAAUCAUACACCAUGUCUUUUCAGUGGUCCCGUCUCCCUUCUUGUACAAUCCAGAGGAAUAUUUUUAUCAACUAUUUUGUAAAUGCAAGUUUUUUAGUAGCUCUAGAAACAUUUUUAAAAAGGAGGGAAUCCCACCUCAUCCCAUUUUUUAAGUGUAAAUGAUUUUUUUUUAGAAGUGAAAUCAUUUGCUGGUUGUUUAUUUUUGGGUACAACCAGAAAAUAGUGGGAUAUUGAAUUAUGGGAGGCUUGGACUGUCUUUCGUGUCAGCUUAACAUUCCAUAGGUGGGGGGUUUAGUUUUAUAUCCUACAAUACAAAGCAUAUUAAAUGGCAGUUUGGAGUCACAGUAUUGCAUUUAAUGUCUUGAAUAUUUUAAAUUACUUCUAUUCCUGUGUUUUUUAGUAGAAUUGUUUCCUAAAGAAGACCACUACUGGAUCAUUGCUGUCAGAAUCGUAUGUACUCUGUAACAUCUUUGGUUGUGGAAGUCUAGUUUUCCUAAUAUUUUUAAUGUGCUGUGAAAGAUGAAAAAUUUGAGUAUGUUGUGUGUGACAAAGUUUUGAAUUAGAGGGACCUAAGUAAUAACAUUCAAAGAUACUGGUACUUGAUAUUCUAUUAAGAAAAAAUUGCCUCCAAAUUAAAAGCUGGAAAGUCACUGGAAUAACUGAAAAAGAAUCACAGUAUAAAGCUUUUUAGAUUUCCGGUACGUGUGUUAAGAAUUGUGUACAAAGUGAAAUGUCUGUGUACUGAUUCUCAAUACAGCCAAUAAAAUCUCAAACACGAAAA
Ictidomys tridecemlineatus (thirteen-lined ground squirrel) is the source of this 1048-nucleotide messenger RNA. Lineage: Eukaryota; Metazoa; Chordata; Mammalia; Rodentia; Sciuridae. The record is from RefSeq and is a predicted model, not a curated record.